This is a messenger RNA of Suillus fuscotomentosus, 639 nucleotides long. RefSeq lists its product as uncharacterized. The transcript has 3 exons. The record is from RefSeq and is a predicted model, not a curated record. The coding region runs from base 96 to 575 and encodes 159 amino acids. Lineage: Eukaryota; Fungi; Basidiomycota; Agaricomycetes; Boletales; Suillaceae.
AAGGCCACUGGCAGCUGGCUCGUAUUCGAUGGACAUGGUUCUGUUUACCAACCAACGAAAAUUUCACCGUCCAGGCGCUGGCACCUCGCCAGCCCAUGAGGCUGGAGUCCCUACCAACUGGUGUUGGGACAGCUGGAACGAUGACCCUCCUAGCAGGUCGUCCAGAACACUUAUAUACUACACAUAACUAUCACAAUCGCCGCGUCAUUACUAUCAUGUCAGGCUUUCACCACUUCCAGACCAACGGAGUAUCUGACCCGGCACCUGAAAAACAUCUUAUCAAUGAAACGUUUCAGUGUUUCUGGCAUUGGCCACAAUGUCAAGAUUUGCAUUGCAACGACUUCUUUUACGGCUACAAUCUCUCCCGUCAUUUACAAGAGAAACAUGGAAUUCACGGGUCAGACAAGGAUCACGUUUUCUGCCUAUGGAACUCUUGUUAUUUGGAGCUCAAUAAGGAGAGUCUUACGAGACAUGUUGAGGAAAAACAUCUGAAGAUUGUGCACCCGUGCGGGUGCGGCAAAGAAUUCUCGCGCAGAGAUACUCUCAACAGACACAGGAGAGAGAAGCAGCAUUAAAUAGGGAGUCUUUUGACAAGGGAUCCCGUUCUAUCUAUCUUCUAUCCCAUGACUUCAGUUUAAG